This is a messenger RNA of Nerophis ophidion (straightnose pipefish), 4310 nucleotides long. It is a transcript of the gene golga2, whose product is annotated as golgin A2. The transcript has 28 exons. Bases 61 to 3321 code for a protein of 1086 amino acids. Gene Ontology annotation, cellular component: Golgi cisterna membrane; cis-Golgi network; Golgi apparatus. The record is from RefSeq and is a predicted model, not a curated record. Gene Ontology annotation, molecular function: protein binding. Gene Ontology annotation, biological process: Golgi organization. Lineage: Eukaryota; Metazoa; Chordata; Actinopteri; Syngnathiformes; Syngnathidae.
CAAGAUCUGAGCGGAGAGCAAACUGAUGACGUGGUUGACUCGCGCAGCAGCAGCAGCAGGAUGGCUGACCAGAGCAGGCAAACAAAACUCGCCGCAGCCAAGAAAAAGCUGAAGGAGUUCCAGCAGAAGAGUUCCCCUGUCAGUGUUGGUGUAGAUAAAGCAGGUGGAGGACUUGGUGGUGGCGCAGGAGCUAAAAAGAAGAGGAAAGGGAAAGGAUUCAAUCAGUACGAUGCACCACCAAUAGAAAGAAACUCUCCAGACAACUUUGACAGUAUUCUCAAAACACUUAGCCAAAGCAAUGGAGUUGUCCUGCCUCCAUGUGACAAACGUCAGAACUUAGCCGACAUGGAGACCACAUGCUCCUCAGUUCCCCCGCCCACGGAGGACCUGGCAGCUGAGCUUGACUGCAACACGCCUGUAUCUAACACUACCACUAGCACUAACGCCGCUACUAACCUUCAAAGUGUAAGCCACCAUGCUGACCUGUCACAGAACUACCCCGAUACCAAUGGCAAUGAAAGUUUAACAGAGGAAAAUAUGCCGCUGUCUUCCACAGAGAGCCUGAGACAGCUAUCCCAGCAACUAAACGGCCUUGUCUCUGAGACGCCUGCUGCUCACGUGAACGGCGAGAGAGAACUGGAGAGUCUGAACCAGGAGCUGUCUGCUGCCCUGGAGUCCAGCAACUUAACAAACUCUCAGCUCAAUACCAAGCUUGACCAGCUGGCCAAACAAUCUCAGGAGGUCACUGAUCAGCUACAAAAGGAGCGAAAAGAAUUUGAACAAAAGUUUUCCAAAGAGCAUGGUGCAAUGCGAGAGCAACUGCAGGUUCACAUUCAAACUAUCGGCAUACUUGUGUCGGAGAAAUCGGAGCUGCAGACGGCCCUACAGUACACGCAACAGGCGGCACGGCAGAAAGCAGCCGAGGCCGAGGACCUCAACAGCAGUCUUCAGACAUCAAGGCAGAGAGUGUCGGAGCUGGAGAGAACGCUGUCUUCUGUCUCAACGCAGCAGAAACAGUUUGAAAAGCACAAUAAAGAGUUAGAAAAAGAGAGAGACACUUUGAGGCUGGAGGUAUUUAGACAAAGCAAUUUGAGUGAGGAGUUCAAACAGCUGACCUCCGAGCUGUCAGAGCAGCUGAGGCAGAGAGUGCAGGAGACGGUAGCAUUGAAGCUGGAGGUGGAUGAUCUUCACAAGAGGCUGGAGAUCGCUGACCUCAUGUUGCAGCAGUGCUCCACCCAGUCAGAUCCCAAUAGUGCCAAACAACAAAUCCAACUAUUGCUUGAGGAGAAGCAGCAAAUGGAAGUGCAUAAUCAUCAGCUAAUGGAGUCAGUUGGCCAGCUGAAGACUGAGAGGGAUUGCUAUGCACAGCAGAUCCAGGAGGAGGGUCGUGUUUGGAAAGACAAAACAGAGCAACUCCUCACACAAGUGUCAUUAGUGGCGGAGGAGAGGGACAGAAACAUCAGCAGAGUCCAAGAACUUGAAGCUAGCAUCACAGAGCUAAAGAAUGCUGCAGAAUUGCUGUCCCAGGAGACUCACAGCGCUGCAGAGCCUCAGGCUUCAGGUCCUUCAGAGACCGAAGUAGCUUUGCAGGAGGCUCUCAACACUCUGCAACAAGAACACAACUCUCUUGAUGCACAGUAUCAGUCGCAAAUGCGCGACAACGAGCAGCUGAGUCGCUUGUGCUCAGAGAAAGAAGCACGUCUGGCAGAUCUGGAGCAGCAGGUGGAGAACCGGACCCAGGAGGCAGAUGACCGCCGCCGCAUGCUGGAAGACGUGCAAUCAGACAAGGCUACGAUCAGCCGCGCUCUCAACCAGAACCGCACACUGAAGGAUCAGCUGGCGGAGCUACAGAACGGCUUUGUUAAACUGACAAACGAAAAUAUGGAGCUGACCAACGCCAUUCAGUCAGAGCAGCAUGUGAAGAAGGAGCUGGCACGUAGGAUGGGGGAGCUUCAAGAGGAGAUACAUAACGCCAAAGAGCAGCUGGAAUUGAAACAUAAAGAGGCUGAAGGACUGGCAGAGCAGAGGAACCAGGUGGCGGCCCACCUGCAGCAGUACUGUGCCGGUUACCAGGCUCUUGUGUCCGAGAGGGAGCAGCUCCACCAACAGUAUUUGACACAGAGCCAGAUCAUGGAUCGGCUGCAGCAUGACGAAUCCCACGGCCGCACUCAGCUAGAAAUGAGCCAGAGUCAGCUGCACCAAGCACAGGAGCAUUUGGAGCAGUUGGUCAAAGAUAACGAGCAUUUGAAGAGUGAGGUGAGGGAGCUGCUUAACAGUUCAGCUCUCGCCGUGACGCCACGAGAUGAAGGAGACGGCAUUGAAAGUCAGUCACCCCAAGAGAGUGUUACAGAGUUGUCCUCCAUCGUCAUCCCUCAAGACUUUGAGAGCCAGAAAGAGAUGGAGGAGUUCAUCCGCGGGGCGUUGUCCCAGGUGGAGGCGGAGAGAGACGAUGCCAGGAGGCAGCUGAGGGAGGAGCACAGGCUCCACAUGGCGGCAAAGCACCAAGCCACCUUGGCUCUAAACCUAGAGCGCCACAGCCACUCCGAGCACGGGCACCAUCAUGGCGAUGAACACCCUCAUGACCAACAUAGUCACUGUGAACACCAUCACCAGCAAUCAGAAGGAGGAGUGGCGGUAGAAGUUCAUCAGGCGCUGCAGACCGCCAUGGAGAGGCUCCAACAGCGGUUCACCUCGCUCAUGCAGGAGAAGGCCGACCUGAAGGAGCGAGUGGAGGAGCUGGAGCAUCGCUGCAUUCAACUGUCUGGAGAGACAGACACUAUUGGAGAGUACAUCGCCUUGUAUCAGAAUCAGAGGGCCAUCAUGAAGCAGAAGCACCAGGAGAAGGAGCAGUACAUCACCCUGCUGGCUCAGGAUAAAGAAGAGAUGAAGGCGAAGCUUGCAGAGCUGCAGGAUCUUGUCAUGAGGCUGGUGGCCGAGAGGAACGACUGGUACAGCCGAUACAUGGAGGGCGUAACCCAGGUCAAUCCCGACCUGCUUCCUGUUGGCGAGGACCACAGUCCAGAUGCAGAGCACCAGCAUCAAGCACACCACCAGCAAGCAGAAGCCAUGGAGGUCAUCCCCCUGUCAGAGCCCACCGCCCAGGAAGCCCCCUCGUCGACUCACGUCCCCGUCCGCAGCGAGCCCGCGGCGCUGGCGCCCGAAGGAGACGGCACGGCUCAGCAGAUCAUGCAGCUCCUCCAUGACAUCCAAAACCCGCAGGGGAGCACGUCCCGACUUUCCCCCUUAAUGGGCGACAACCCCUGCAUCCCCUUCUUCUACCGCCCUGACGAGCAGGACGAGGUGAAGAUACUUGUGGUGUGAGCACUACUUCCCCUGCAUUUUAGACUCUUCUUCUUCUUCACACACAAGUGCAAUAAUAGGAACACACGUUAGCUUGAAUGUACUACAAUUUACUGUCAGCUUGCAUUUUAAAGGCCAAAAAAGGACCUGACCUCCCCAACAUCAUCUCAGCCGCUUUCUGGGCUCCCUUUUUUUUUUUUUUUUUUUACUUUCCAGGUCCUUCUGUUACGUUUUGCUUGAAUCACUCAACCGGUGUGUGUGUGUGUGUGUGUGUGUGUGUGUGUUUGUGCGCGUGUGUUUCUCUCCUGUAUCAUUUUGUAGAUUUAAUCAUGAAAUAGAAGUUUAAAUUGCACUAAAACUGUUAACACUAAGCAGCGAUGGGAUUGAUGAAGCCCCUCCCCUUGGAAGGCUGAGAUCCUGUGUUGAAAGGAAGUAAAGAAGGUGCAAGUGUGUGUGACGGAUGUAAAUAUAGAAAUAAUCACGGGACCAAUCCAUUUAAUUAUUAGAAACAUGCCCUGCCAAAUUCCCCAACAAUAACAAAUUUGUUUUGUUUUUUAACCAUAAAUCUUAAUUUGGCCCCAGAAUCAUUUUGCAUUGGAAUUAAUUUGUAGACAUGUAGAAAAACAAAAUAAAGCUGCAAAACUGGUUCUAAUUCGAUUUAAAUGUAUGAAAUAAUGUUUGAAAUACACUGUUGUGUGCCAUUGAGAGCAAGCAAUGACUGUAAAUACUGUAAGUGUGUAUCAUAUUGUAUAUUCUGCUGGGUGUGUAAGUGUGUGUGUGGCGGGGACGUUACUGACUGCAGGUGAUUGAAUACAAAGAAAGAUUAAAAUGAGAGAUGCUAUUUAUUAUUCUUAUUGUUACUAUUAUUUGGAAUGAUUGACUCCCUUUCAACCAAUCAGUUUAAAAAGUGAAGAAAUGAAGGAUGGUUCAAGUGAUUGAUUUGUUGGCAGGAGCUGUGAUUUUUUUUUUUUUUCCACCCCCCUCUACUGAAUAAAACUGAUUGAGCAACA